This is a messenger RNA of Phytophthora infestans T30-4, 5331 nucleotides long. Its product is annotated as beta-glucan synthesis-associated protein, putative. Gene Ontology annotation, cellular component: endoplasmic reticulum membrane; plasma membrane. Bases 1 to 5331 code for a protein of 1776 amino acids. Gene Ontology annotation, biological process: (1->6)-beta-D-glucan biosynthetic process; protein phosphorylation. Gene Ontology annotation, molecular function: protein kinase activity; protein binding; ATP binding. The transcript is spliced from 3 exons. NCBI's taxonomy places the organism in Eukaryota, Oomycota, Peronosporomycetes, Peronosporales, Peronosporaceae. The record is from RefSeq and is a predicted model, not a curated record.
AUGGACUCGCUACGGCCGACAUGCGAGCAUCUGUGUUCCCGUCUCAAAGAUCUCCAUGAAGAACUAGAGUUCACGAAACACAAGAGUCAAAGCUUCUCAACCAACGCGCUGGGUCAGUGCAAAGCUGUAGCGACCAAGUUCUUGCGUUUUCUAGAGCGGAACAGUAAUAAAAAUCUCGUAUACCAUGUCAUCAACCAUACUGCGGUGGCUGGUGAGCUGAAAGCUCUUCAUGAAGAAGUUUCGGAGCUUUUCUUCGACUUCUUGGACGUCACUGCAGUGGGUCAGUGGGAAGACGAUCGUCACGCACUGGAAACGGUGUUGACUACGGCAAUCAGCGACGCUAGCAUCGCUCUUCGCGAUCUCCAAAGCCCAAGAGCUCAGUUGGAAGCGAUGCUGACGCUAAAAUUUGAGCUGGAGAAGCAACACGAGAGACACAAUGAGACAGAUAAGGCACGGAUGAGUUCGCUAAAUGAAACGAUAAUACAUCGCUCUAGAGUGGCAGUAGGACAGUUGCCGGCGUGGUUUCUACCGAGUAAUCAAGUAGAAUUCGAGUCCCAGCCAUUUGCCAAGAGCUCGUGUGGAUCAGUCCAUCGCGGGGUCAAGAAUGACAGUCCCGUGGUGGUGAAGUGCUGUGCUGUUGACGACAUGCGAAUCGACAUCCGAACAGCGCGACAAUUAGAAAAAGAAUUGGAUCGACUGUUCCAGAUGGAGCACACACAUAUUGUCAAAAUGCUGGGUGCUUGUCACGUCAGCUCGCCUCGUUUCUUGUCUACGAAGACGCGAUCAAUGGAGACAUGGACUCGUACGUGCAGCUCAGCGCAUCUACGUUGGCGAGCCCCGGAGUGUCUUACUCGACGGCCGACGUUCGCUUCCGACGUCUACUCGUUGGCCAUGUGCAUGAUCGAAGCUUCUGCUGGAGAGCCUCCGUUCGCGUUCUUAGAUGACGACGACGUCCGGGAGACUCUCAAGUCUGGAGUGGUCCCUGAAAAGCCUCAAGAAAUGAGUGACCAAGUGUGGGAGUUGGUGGUUUCAAUGACCCAUGCUGACCCUUCUAAGCGCGUGGAGUUAACUCUUGUGAUUGAUACGUUAAAGACGCUUGCAACGGAGGAUCUGGGUGAUGGAGGAGUGACUCGUUGUAUCGUCUGUACGGCGCUGGUUCUCGACUACUCUCGUAGCUGUGCUCAGUGUGUAAACCAGCUGGGACUUCAAGACGAAUCGUCCUCGAGCUGUGGGUCGCCGGCACACGUCGCAUCUCCGAGUGUUGUGGUGGAGUUAGACGCCACCUCGUCUAUUGUGGACCUUGUUGCUGUGCUUCGUAGUGGAUCUAUUGACGAGCAAGAGAGUGCCGUUCUACUACUGCUACAAGCCUGUAUUUGCGACCACACCCGUCAGCAGAUGCAGCAAGGAAACGGAGUAUCCGCCUUGGAAGACUUGGUGAAAACGGGGCGAACCCAUUUGCUACAAGUGUGUGCGUUGGGGUGUUUGUGCUGGUCUUGCGAGCUCGACUCAACGCCGCCGGACGCCGAGUUUGAAGCUCUCCAAGAAACGAUUGGGGCCCCCACAGAGUCCGAAUGUGCUUCUCUCGCGCAGAUGUUACGUAACAAUGACCACGACACGCUGAGGACUGUCAUGUACUGUGCAUGCGCAGCUGGGGCCAAUGGACGACGACAGCUCUUCAACGCGGGGGUCGUCCCGCCUCUAGUCACGCUACUUGGCAGUGGGAACGAAGCUCUGACGAUAUGGACGAUGGAUGCGCUGGGAAAUUUGGCAUGUGAUGGCGAGGCCAGAAGCGCAAUAGUAGCCGAGGGAGCCAUCCCUGUGUUAGUGGAGCUUCUGAAGAAUGGCUCGGAAACUCAAAGAGGCUUCGCUGCCUGCGUGCUGGGCCAGCUGAGUGCGGAUAGCGCCUCCAACAGCGCCACAGUCGUGGAAAGCGGGGCGAUCCCGUUUCUGGUUGGUCUUCUACGCGCACAAGCGACAAUCCCCAAGAACUUCGCAGUCUUUGCGCUGGAUGGCAUUGCUGCCGUCCGCGACGAAUACGGUGUAGCAAUCGCGCGAAAUGGAGGCAUCCCGCGUCUGAUUCGACUUCUCCGAACGGGAACGAGUAGACAAAAGAAGCUCGCGGCGUGUGUGCUAGGCUGGUUGGCGAACCAAGACGAGAACCGACUGGAGAUUGCUCGUCGAGGAGCCAUUGCGGAUCUCGUCACGCUCCUACGAAGUGGGACGCAGAACCAGAGAGAAAGCGCGGCGUUUGCCUUGUCGUUUCUUGCGAUGGAUCGUGCGUCCGGCGCUGAGAUGACGAAGAGCGGCGCUAUUGCACCCUUAGUGGCGCUGCUUCGAGAUGGUACACAAGAGCAGAAAGAGCAUGCUGUUUGUACCCUGGGAAGUCUAGCUGAUAGCCACCAAGACCACUGCCGGAAGAUCGUAGACGCACGAGGAAUUGGUCCGUUGUUGAGUUUCCUCCGGACGGGAAACAUGGAGCAAAAGGGGUUGGCAGCCCAAACGUUGGGCUGCAUCGCUACCAGCAGUGAAGAGCACAGACGCGAGAUCAUAAGUGGCGAAGUGAUUGAGCUUCUUGUCGAUCUGAUUCGCUGCGGUUCACAGGAGGAGAGAGACAAGGGAAUGUUCGCGCUCUGUUAUGUUACCAACCACGGUCGCGCCGACACGAGAGCUCUGGCCAGUAAGACUAUUAUUUCACUACUCGUCGCUUUCCUUCGAACAGGGAAGGACGAGCAGAAACAUUUCGUCGUCACCGCCUUUGGGCGACUUGCGAGUAUUGAUGUCAGCAAGAAAAUGAUCGUGGAAUGUGGAGCGAUCGCGCCUCUGGUGGAUCUCUUGAAGUCGGAUAAUGGCGAGAAUAAGGAAGAGGCUGCGAUUGUACUGGGACGGCUGGCUGCGAAUGAUGCAGGGAACAGGGAACAAAUGAAGCGCCACGGAGUUGUCGAGUUGCUAAAAAAGUUAAAACGAACGGGGAACAGACAGCAGAAACGCAAGGCGGAGACUGCGCUACUGAGUCUCGGGGGGGAUGAUGAAUCACGAAAACUUGCCCCCAUGCGGUUUCCUCAAUUGGUUGCUGUCGUGGCGUGGGUGACACUCACAUCGAUCACUACAGCUAAGAAUGCAACGAUUCCGGAAUCCACAUACCCAACCAGGUCCGGUAUCAAAACGUGGGUCGACCCGGACACCCCCAAGGACCAUCAAACGUACCUGAGCUCGCGUGGACGUCAAUGGGAUUUAGUCAUGAGCGACGAGUUCAACACGCCCAACCGCAGCUUCCGACCUGGCGACGACCAUAUCUGGACUUCUCUCGAGAAACCUGACGGCGUGAACGGUGCUCUGGAAUUGUACUCUCACAAUAUGACAUCAACCAAGUGCGACGACGACGAGACCUGCUACUUUUACAUUAAAUCGGUCGAUGAAGAGAACGUUAUCCACGUCUACAACAUGUACACGCACCCUCCAGGGUACGUGGAUGCGUACUUCUUUUACAGAUCCGGAAUGGUCCAGUCCUGGAACAAAUUCUGCUACCAAGGAGGAAUGAUCGAGGCUCGCGUUCAACUCCCCGGAGCUGUAGCAGCUCAGUCUGGAAAUCCAGAUCUGGCCAAGGGAGACAACGCCAAGGUCGAGAGCGGCAAAUACUAUCCGACGUGGCCUGGUAUCUGGAUGAUGGGGAACCUCGGUCGAGCCAUUUUCUCGGCGUCAACGAACCGCAUGUGGCCAUUCUCGUACGACAAGUGCGAACCCGAGCUCUUUGAACCGAGUUAUCAGCGUAUCAGUGCUUGCAACAACAAUCCUGGCUACGGGUUGAACCCGAAUCAAGGACGAGGAGCUCCAGAGAUCGACGUGCUGGAAGGUGGCGGUACUCUGGUGUCGUCGUCGCUGCAAAUUGGUCCUGGAAUGCCUGACGAAUACCGUAUCUAUGGUGUCGACUACGCGUCUGGAGACUCGUACUCGUGCAUCUACGCUGCAGGUUGCAAGACGAAAGGAGCGAACUAUGUAGGAGUUCCAACCGCGUACUACGAGAAGCGCGGUCAUAAAUCCUGGUACCAAGGCUUACGCUACGCCGCCAACAACUUUUGUUCGCCCAGUGCUGACGCUAAACAGGACUACGACACGAUUGCAGCCUCGAUCAAAUCAGGUAUCAAGGAGAACACGUGCUCAACCGAGACGUGUCCUGGAUCGAACGAUGUUAACGGAGACUUGGGACUAAUCGACGAUACCGGCACUGAACACUGGGGUAUCAACUUGAACGGCACAUGUUAUCCACUUUUUAACGUGUACACUGGAGCCUACCUAUGUGACCCUGACAAUAGCUUCUCCAAGUGCGCCCAGCCUCGUAACGAGAGCACGCCAAGGUCAAACGCCAUGAGUUCGUUCAACUACCAAAUGGACGCCAUCUCAGCGAACUGGCCGGUACAUCUCGGGGCCUACACGGACUACGUUGUGUAUCAACUGGAGUGGGUAACUGGAAAGAACGGGUAUGUGCGUUGGAUGCUUCAGGGCAAUCCGUUGUUUGAAGUUCCGUCCGAGUCCAUCUGGGACGUUCCGCAGAGCUCGAACAAGACGAACCCACAGAAGAUCAUGCUGGAGGAACCGAUGUACAUUAUCUUUAACGUGGCGCUGUCAAGUUCGUGGGGUGCGACACCUCCUAACCCGGGCAAGGAAUGCCGUGGCGACGGAUCCGACGAAGCAGUCAACAAGAUUUGCGACUCGUUCCCACUGUAUCUGAAGAUCGACUACAUCCGUCUGUACCAAGACUUGGGCAAUGACCUUAAAGACGAUAACUUUAUGCAGGUAGGCUGUGAUCCAGCGAGUCAUCCGACCAAGAAAUGGAUUCAAGCGCACAUUGACGAGUACGAAGAUAACGACAAUCACCACAAGGAAGUUGCUGGCAAGGCAUUCUGCACAGUCGACGACGACUGUACCAUUGGCGGAAUUUUGGGGAAAACUGCACUGAAGACUGGAAAAUGUGUCAAGUCGCGGUGUGAGUGUUCGUACUCGUCGUCAUGGGGCGGUCCGCGGUGCACGACUGCCAUUUCAUCAAGUUCCUCCAGUACAACCAAAACAUUCAGCUCAUUGAGCUCCUACGGCCCGCCGAUGGGGCUAUCUGCCGGCGUCGCUGCAGUACUUAUCUUCUUGAGCUUCGUCUCUGUGAUGUGGUCGGUCAAGAACCAGAACAAGGACUCGUUGGCACUUAAGAAGCAGGCGAAAACGAACACCCAAAUGACUCCAAAUACGCACGAGGACGUGCAACUAGAGCAGGUCAAACGCUCGUCGGAUAGAGCCUCCCACAGGAAGGCACCGAGGGACAAUUAUAGCCAGAAUUUUGUCUAA